Danaus chrysippus (African queen) is the source of this 1629-nucleotide messenger RNA. The record is from the annotation of a GenBank genome assembly. Lineage: Eukaryota; Metazoa; Arthropoda; Insecta; Lepidoptera; Nymphalidae.
AUGAAGUGGUUUGCGUUUAUAAUAUUGUUGCCGGCAUGUUUUGCACAUCUCAAUGUUUAUUUGAGUAGUGCUGAAGUAUGGAGACUUCUAGGUUUAACAGCAGAACUAUUCUACGUCCGUGAUGGCCAAAUCAACUUCUACGCGUUAAACUUCGUGGUGCCUGUACCAGCGACUAUCAGCGAUUUACACUUCACUUGGCAAAGCCUGACCAGACGACCGUUACCAUAUACUCUGCACGUGGAUGUUGUUGAAAAUGCACAAGCAUUACACACACCGACAUUUAAUAUAUCAAGCGAAGGUUUUGUACCGACUGAACCACAAACAUGGCGAGUGGAUCUACCCUGUGUUGGCAACAUAGCAGCCGAAGUAGACGUCACCAUAUCAUUGAAUGUAUCUAUUGGUUCCUCAUCCACUGCUCUUCAUUUCCGAAGACGGAAGAUAUGCCUCAAAGAAUCUCCUAAACCGGCUGUGAGAGUGGACAGCGUACCCCACGCUCCUACUUCCGCUGAUAUAUUUUACGCUGGUGCUGGAUGUGCUGGUGCCGCUUUGCUGAUAGCUGCAGUAGCAGCAGCAGCAUGUAAGGCGAGGGCACGGAAACUUCGCAGAGCUCGAAGUGACGAACAGGACGCUCACGCGUUCUUGCCCGACUCAUCAUGCAAAUCUGCCGCUAGUUAUACAAGCUACCGAAGACCCACUUCAAUACCAGCGACAGCCGCCGAGGAGAGGGCGAGGGAUCUACAGCAGAGAAUUGCUGAACUCACAAUACAGAGAUGUCGUGUGAGAUUACGUUCCGUGGCUAUGGAAGGAACAUUCGGCAGGGUCUAUAGAGGAACGUACGCUGACGAAGAGGCAAGAGAACAAGAGGUCCUUGUAAAGACUGUCGCUGAACACGCAUCGCAAGUACAGAUAUCACUUUUGCUGCACGAAGGUUGUAUGCUGUACGGGCUUCAUCAUGAACGUGUACUGUCUGUACUCGGUGUGAGUAUCGAGGAUCAAACCGCUCCAUUUCUACUUUACCCCUGGAGUGCUGGUUGGAAGAAUCUGAAACAGUUCCUACUCUCGUGUCGUGGAGUGAAUAUGGGAGUAGCCUCGGGAGGGCCGCCACCUCCACCUUUGACAACACAACACGUCGUCAGAAUGGCUUUACAUGCUCUGGAUGGCUUACUAUACUUGCAUACUCAACAGGUGCUACAUAAAGAUAUAGCUGCAAGGAAUUGCAUAGUGGAUGAGAACCUUCGUGUUAUGAUCGCGGAUAACGCGUUGUCGCGGGAUCUCUUCCCGGCGGAUUACCAUUGUUUGGGUGACAAUGAGAAUAGGCCGAUUAAAUGGCUGGCUUUGGAAGCGUUGGCCAAGAAACAGUUUAGUCCGUCAGCGGAUGUGUGGGCGCUGGGGGUGUUGAUGUGGGAGUUGACGACGCUGGCUCAUCAACCUUACGCUGAAGUAGACCCGUUUGAAGUCGCCGCCUACUUGAGAGAUGGUUACCGGUUGCAGCAACCAGCGAAUUGUCCCGAUGAAUUGUUUGCAGUGAUGGCGUAUUGCUGGGCCAUGUCGCCCGACGAUCGACCUACUCUCCCUCAACUGCAGAUAUUCCUUCGGGACUUUCACACACAGCUGACCAGAUUCGUCUAA